Cetraspora pellucida is the source of this 897-nucleotide messenger RNA. The record is from the annotation of a GenBank genome assembly. Lineage: Eukaryota; Fungi; Glomeromycota; Glomeromycetes; Diversisporales; Gigasporaceae.
AUGUCUGGUUACGGUAACCGUGGUGGUGAUACAUAUGUUGAAAGUUGGUGUGAUCCACAAACAUCCGAAGGUUGGGGAGGAACACAAACAAACGAAGGAUGGGGUGUUUUACAACUGGAUGAAAUUGGAUCUCUUAAUGCUUGGGUAGAUAAUGAAGAAGAGGUAGCAACAACGCAAGGUUCUCAGAAAAGUGCAGGAAGAGCUUUUAUAACUAACGAUCAACAAAAACCAAAAUUCCAAAAUAACAUUCGAAAUCAGUACAAUAAGCUGAAAUCACAUGAUAAUUACCAAAAUCAUAAAACGGAAACUCAUGAAAUCAGAUCUAAAGUCUUAAACGCUAACCACAAUUAUAUUAAAGCAAAUCUUCAAAUUAUCACUCCAGAAACACAGGCGCAGGUGUUUGACAAAAGGUUAUUAUCUUCAACAUUACCACCAAUUGUUGAAGAAUUGGAAUAUUCUAAUACAUCAAGAUGGGAAGAUGAUGUUAAUUCUACAUCAUUUGACGAUACUGUUAAACCAAUCAUCGUUCAACUUUCCCAAACGCAAGUUUCAUCGCAAAUCUUGGAACCACCAAAAAACGAUUCACGAGUUAAUGAUGUAUCUAAGGUAGAAAAUAUGGAAAAAUGCAAAGAAGUUGACAAAAACUUCUAUAUGCAGUGCAUUGAACUUGUAGCUAAAAGAAUUAAAGCGCUGAAUAAACGAUUGGCAAGGAUCGAGAAAUCUGAAGAAUUUUUACGAGAAGAUCCUCAAAAUAAAUCUAAGCUUAACAAUGAUCAACUUCAAUCGAUCGAAAAGAAAGAACAAGUCAUUGGCGCAAUAAAAGAACUUGAAGAAAUUUAUAAAAAGAUAGUGAACAUUGAUAGUGAAGGAAAAAAGAAUAACAAAAAAUCAAGCUGA